AUGGACCUCCUGGAGGCCAGUGAAACCAACAAAUUCGAGCGACGAGGCGACGUCAGUUUGCUGCUGCUGGAGCUCGUGUCCCUGGAGCCUUUGAUCCUGAGCUGUGACAAGAGGAGUCAGAGACCUGCUGCGGCAGGCCUGCGGGCGGUGGCGACAGACCUGGUGGUCUCGGCCGUGCGCCAGGUCCGGGCCCUGCGAGUCACACGCGUGACCGCGGCUGCACCGCACGCCCCCACUGGGGGGACCGCUGGGGGCCGCUUCCCCGCGCGGGUCCCUCCGGUGGCUGCUCCGGCUGGGGGAAACCCCAUGCCACACCGGGAGAGAUCUCCCUUGAGGAGGUCACCAAAACCUGUUGAGGAGAAGAAGGGUGCCGCCCCGCAGCCUCUCGAGAAGGACGAGGAGAAGGAGCAGGACUCAUCUGAGUCCGACGAGGAAGAGGAGGAAUCGGAGGCGGCCUCGGACAAGACCAUCCUGGUUGACCCCUUGCUGCCACCUGCGACUGUGGCCCCAGGUACUUCGGGAAAGGCGAAACCUCCAGCUCCCCCUAAAGGAGUGGCAGAGAGGAUCAAGACUGAGGAGAAGGCAGAUUACGGAGAGGAAGAACAGGCUGGUGGGAGCACCGUGCCUGAAGAGUCUGGACGGCGUCGUCGACAUCGACAUCGACCCAGUCAGCCAUCAAGGCCAGAGCGGAAGGACGACAAGUCCUACAGGAAGCGCAAGCACAGGAAUCCAAAACACAGAGCGGGGCGCAAACACAAGCGUCUUUACAGGGCCGAGCGUGACCCUUACCUCAAGAUUCACCGGAAGUUGGACGAGAGCGAGGCGGAGGUGGAGCUGGUAGGUGCUGGAGGCGCCUAUGGGCUGUUCGAUGUGAACGAGCCCGCCAGAUGGUCCACUAUGGAGAUAAAGUUGGGAGACAUUAUAACUACAGCAGUUCCGGGCGAGCUGUUGGGAGCAGACGGGGUGGAAGGUAUCUUCCUGGUCACAGGUAUAGAGUUGGGUGCCGAUGGAAGUGCCCUGGUCAGGGUAAAGUCGGUAGGAAGCUCACAUCCGGAAGCACUGGCGAUCCUUUCUUCCUUUUUCAACCGGAAGGAAGGACACCUUCACGUGUGCGCAAGUGCAGGUUUUUGCGAGGAAGAGGGCGGUGUUUUCCAUGUUCAUCGGUUGGAGCUGUGGGAUGGACUCACAUUUCCGACGCACCGCCUGUCGCCCGCAGGGAAGCGCAUUGUGAAACAGUUCGAGGCUGGAGAAGAGCUAGACGAGGUGAGAGAGCCCUUGGAAGGUGCCGCUGGCAGACCCUCUGCUUUGAGGAAGAAGCCGAGCGGGGAACCCAAGGAGGCUCAACUACGAGGAAAAGGUCAGGGAGAUCGUCGAGACCGCCCCAAGGACACCAGGAAGUCGGCAAAGGCGAAACAACCUGGUCCCGCUGGCUCGGCUGCCGGGACGCUCAGGGCCAGGUUGGACCAGGUCAGGAAGCGUCAACAAAGCUUGGGACUUGGACAAGGAGCUCUGACAGGUGGAGACCACUUGGGUGUAGAGGGGGAUGGAGAUGUCGACCCUGUUCAGGAAGGUUUGGGCACAUCUACGAAGUUGGGACCCCCGAAGGGAGCGGCUGGCCCUCGCCGUGCUGCCCUGACCAGUGGAGAAG
Durusdinium trenchii is the source of this 1648-nucleotide messenger RNA. Lineage: Eukaryota; Dinophyceae; Suessiales; Symbiodiniaceae. The record is from the annotation of a GenBank genome assembly.